This is a messenger RNA of Scatophagus argus, 1186 nucleotides long. RefSeq lists its product as uncharacterized. The transcript has 4 exons. Gene Ontology annotation, cellular component: caveola. The record is from RefSeq and is a predicted model, not a curated record. NCBI's taxonomy places the organism in Eukaryota, Metazoa, Chordata, Actinopteri, Scatophagidae. Bases 175 to 777 code for a protein of 200 amino acids. Gene Ontology annotation, molecular function: molecular adaptor activity. Gene Ontology annotation, biological process: caveola assembly.
CUAAGUCAAACACUGUAGGUGUCUGCAUGAGUUCUGAAAUGACAAAUCAGCUCUGAGGGACAUUGUGAUCAAGAAGUUGACCUGAUCUUGGUCACACUUCAGAUUAACACUCUGUGCAGGGCUCCCCUGCCCCUUUUCUCUGCAAGAGGUCACUGUUAUAGGAUUAAAAUAAGGAUGAUGAUGGUGAGCGAUGACUGUCUGGUGGAGUGUAAGAUCAAUGACGACACUGAUGAGGACGAUGGAGGAGAAGAACAGAUAAACACUCCUCCUCCUCCGCCAGAGUUUGCAUCCAAUGCCUCAACUCCAGCGCCCAAAGCUCCAACCCCUCCCAAAGCCUCUGCUGCACCCACACCCACCUGUCCUGUGAGCAGGGACCCUUAUGGUAUCAACCAGCACCUAAAGGUGGAGGUUAGUGAUGUGCUGGCAGAGCCCACAACACCUCGUAGCAUAGACCAAGUGUGGCUUUACAGCAUUGCUGGCUUCGAGAGGGCUCGUAUUUGGACGUACCGCUGCCUCUCCUUGCUGUUUGCUGUGCCCUUCGCUCUCCUUUGUGGUAUUUUCCUGGCCAUUCUCGCCUGUCUGCAUGUCUGGUUUGUGGUGCCUUGCAUACAGCUGAGCAACACCUUCCUUCCAUGCCUGCGGUCCCUGUGGAUGUGUGCUGUGAAUGUUUUCAUCACUCCCUUUUGUACAUCUCUCGCUCUCUGCUGCAGUCAAAUCGCCAUUUCACUGUCCAACAAGGACUGGAAACCACAGAGAGAAGACAAAGAGGCUGUAUGAAUGUAAGACAGAUAGACAGAGUGAGUGAGAUAGAGAAAGAAUGAGAAUUUUGUUUAAAUUAGCAUUUUUUUAUUUUUUGCAUGGAUCUGCAGCCUGAUAUGCUCUUUAAUAUGUGUCAUUAUUAUUAUUGCAAUUCAUUAUUCAAUGACUUCAUAUUUAAUUCUAACAAAACUGUAUCAAGCUUUUAAUAAAAUAAAUGUUUAAUAAGUUCCUGCAUUUUUGUUUUGUUCACCAAACACACAAUGUGAAUGGUUUAUUGCAGACAUUUAUGCCAACAGCUGAGUCUAGAGUAAAAUCAACUGAACCGUAACUAGUAGGAAAAGAGAAAAUUUUAAAAUGUACAGUUUUGGCCCACAGUCAGUGUCAUUUAUCAUGAACAGUUCAUACGUUUGAUUUUAUAUAUUUCCAA